Messenger RNA from Musca vetustissima, 1326 nucleotides. RefSeq lists its product as uncharacterized. The transcript is spliced from 3 exons. Bases 1 to 1326 code for a protein of 441 amino acids. Lineage: Eukaryota; Metazoa; Arthropoda; Insecta; Diptera; Muscidae. The record is from RefSeq and is a predicted model, not a curated record.
AUGAACUAUCAACGGAUAUUACGCAUAACCACUGGCUAUUUGCCAUUGACGGGCUAUCAAAUUCGUACCUUGGAAGUUAAGAGUCAACGUUAUCGCGUGUCCAUAUGGAGUGUGAUAUAUUUUGUUUGCCUCCUUGUCAUUUAUUUGAUAUCCUUUGAACAUCACUUCGAAGAAUCGGCAUUGAUGAAAAUCACAUUGGACUUAUCACCAUUUUUAAAAAAUCUACUAAAUUUUCAAAUAUGGUUGGGGUUGAAAACUUUCAUUUUUUGCAUAAUUGAAUGGAAGUUCUUGACAAAAGUAUUUAAUGGCUUAGUUGAGAUAUUGGCGGAAACCCACAGUGGCCCACUAAAUGUGUCUAAGAAAAGGGAUAUUCGUGAUGAAUUAUUAACAUACCUAAUGUUCUUCUCAAAUCUCUUGGUGGCUUUUGGAUUUGGUUUGUAUAUUGCCAUAGAAAUGAAAUUUGAAUUGCCACCGAUGGAUCAUAUCCUGAUUGCCAUGUCAUUAUUUAUACCACAUUUUAUGGUGGCUGGUGCUUUGAGAAUGCACACCUUAAAAUUGUGGUUGCUUAGAAGAAAACUUUCGGAAUUUAAAGAUCAGCUGAUAAUGAAAAAUUCCGAAAAAGAGGAGAAACAUGUAAUUGUUGAAAUUAUAAAUCCUGUCUUAAAAGAAGAUUUAAAAGAUAAUACUACACCAAGUGAAAUUUUCACAUCGAUCGAUGUAAAUAAUGAAAUUAUCAACAAAUGUGAUAUAGAGGAGAAACCUGAAGCCACUCCUGUCGAGGCUUAUCGUAAUGUUGCAGAUGGAAUUAAAGCCAUUGCCAACUAUUUGAGUUCCACUAAUAAAAUCCUACAAAGACAAUUAUUGGUUUUGAACGGCCUCAAUUAUAAUUGCCUACUCUAUGGAAUUUAUACAAAAUUAUAUUUCGAAAAACAAUGGCAUCCCAUUUUUACCGAUCGCAAUCGUCGUGUCUUCUAUGCUGCUAAUUCACUCGUAUUUGUUUGUAUAUUUUUGGAUUAUUUUCUAUUGUCGAUGACGCUGUUAAGUUUUAAGAAAAUGAAAAAUCAUUUUUGUAAGCAGAUUAAUAAUGUGCUCGAACUCAAAAACUCGUUGUCAGAAGAAAAGGUUGAUAUUUUGAAAAACAUCAAACGAGUGUUAAGGGAAAAUAUCAAAUUAAAGCUGUUCAAUGUAGUGAACUUUAAAAUAUGGAAUUUUAUUAUAAUCGAGGUGCUGAUGCUAUUUUCAAUCGCCGUUACAGUUCUAUAUCAGUAUUUCAAUGAUCAAAUCGUGGCAUUAACGGAGCUUGUUGACAGCAGCAACGAUGAAUAA